Messenger RNA from Hyaloscypha bicolor E, 2016 nucleotides. RefSeq lists its product as uncharacterized. Lineage: Eukaryota; Fungi; Ascomycota; Leotiomycetes; Helotiales; Hyaloscyphaceae. The coding region runs from base 281 to 1930 and encodes 549 amino acids. The transcript has 4 exons. The record is from RefSeq and is a predicted model, not a curated record.
CCAUGGACACGAUGGAGAAGGGGAUGCACAUGCAAUUCGGGAGGCUUCGAGGAUUUCGGGCUGGUAAUUCCGAAGCGGGAGAUAAAGGUUAACGGGGUGGGUAUGGAGCUGUCACUGGUAUCAGGACAGAGAUGCGAGUAGGGUCUGGACGAGUCGGUGUCUAAAGUGAGGAUUCAUCUGGUGCAGACGGGCUCUCGUGGAAUGAUGGACACCUUGACCUGGAUUGCGAACGGAUCUCCCUCUUCCAUGCCAAUCCUUUUUCCAUCUGUAGAUUCUGUUCAUGCGUCCGCCAAUCUGCAAAAGCACCGACACGGACAGCUACUGUGGGGAAGGGACGCGAGGGCAAAGACGAAGCUUUCUCGAGUGGCUUGAUGUCCCGCUCUACUCUACUUUCAUUACUAUUCAAUCUUUAUAUACGUUUCUUUAUAGUCCGGAAAGCUUGACUGCUGAGCAGGUUGAUUUUGGAUUGGACUUCAAGAUGGGUGUCAUGCAAAGAUCUCUGAGACCUAUAGCAGGAGCGGUCUUGCCACUGAGAACCCCUUUUAUGGCUGCCCUGAUUGCACUUUGGCUUAUUUGGUCGAUCUUGUCGUUGGAUAUGUCAAGAUUCAAGUCAUCUGUGGAACCCGAAUAUACGGAAGUGGUGGAUUCCAUUAAACAGACGGCCGAGGAUGAGGCUAUCAGGAUGGCUCUUGGAUUGAGUCCAGACAAUUCAGACUCUUCCAAUUCAGCGGAUAACCCCGUUGUCGUUGAAGUACCAUCUGAGACUCCGGAAUCUAUUUCGAACACUGUUGAGCAGCCAAACGAAGUCAAAGGGACGUCAACAGGAAAGGAAGGAUCAACAACUACACCAGAUAGCGCAUCAUCUCAGACCGGCCAAGAACUCGCUGGAGUUCCUCAGCAGGCUACGAAAAAUAUCACUAUCUCACCCUUGCCGCUAGUUCUCUACGCCUACUCCGAAUCCGAGGCCGCUCGUCCUAAUCUCGAAUUCUUCAUCCGACACGCCCUCAAUGAAGCCGCGGACUUCAUCUUCAUUCUCAAUGGACAUACGGAUGCGGCCGCCAUUAUACCUAACUUACCAAACAUCCGAGUCGUUCAACGAGAUAAUGACUGCUACGAUCUCGGUGCAUACGCCGAAGUCCUGCAAAGAGAUGAUCUGUGGAAGGGAUAUGGGAAGUUCAUUAUGUUGAACGCAAGUCUCCGAGGACCAUUCAUGCCAUAUUGGAGUGAUGCUUGUUGGAUUGACAUGUACCUGCGGAAACUGACCGAGGAAGUGAAGCUCGUAGGCAUGACAGCCAACUGCUGGCCAACCUUCCACAUGCAAUCCAUGAUCUGGGCGACCGACUCAAUAGGCCUCUCAACGCUCCUCUUUCCCCCGCAACAAGCCCUCGACUAUCUCGCCCUCAACCCUGUCCGCCUUCCCCCGGCCAAAAACAAAGAGCAUCUCCCCUCCACCUCCGCCGCCCUUCUCCCCUCUGCCCUGACCACCCGCUCCAACACUAACUCCAACGCUGACUCCACCAACCAACCCGGCUCCCCAGACCACCAGAACCACCUACAGCCCGAAGCCUACCGCUACCUCCCCUCCAUCCACCAACCCCCAGGAAUAAACGCCUGCUUCCACACCUGGGACUCUGCGGUGGCCGCCGAAGUCUCAGCAACCGCUCUCAUCAAAGCUGCAGGCUACAAAAUCGACGUCUUGAUGACGGCGUUCCAUGGGAUCAAGGAGGUGGAGAGGGGAGAGAGCUGUGAGGUGAAUGGCGAUGUGUUAUUUGAGGGAGGGUACUUUGGCGGCGAUAUCAGUGUUUGGGAGACGGGGUGGUGGAAGACCAAUCGUGGGAUGAGGGAGGAGGAGCUUAAGAGGCUGACCGGGUGGGUUGGGGAGAGGGGGUAUCGGAGUUGGGAUUUUUGUAGGGCAGAGAGGGGGAACUAGAGGUUGGUGUUGGGUUUUCUUCUUUUGAAGGGGGUCGGGGCGUUUUGGUCGAAUUUGGGAUGUAUGUAGAAUGAUACCAUGAUAGA